AUGGAGGAGGAGCUUACCGUUGGGUUUCGCUUCUAUCCCACGGAAGACGAACUGGUUGCGUUCUACCUACGAAACCAGCUCGAAGGAAGGAGUGAUGACUCAAUGCACCGUGUCAUUCCCGUCCUAGACGUCUUUGAGGUCGAACCUAGCCAUCUUCCAAAUACUGCAGGAGUGAGAUGUCGAGGAGACGCAGAACAAUGGUUUUUCUUUGUGCCAAGACAAGAACGCGAAGCAAGAGGAGGAAGACCGAGCAGAAUCACUGGUUCAGGAUACUGGAAAGCGACUGGAUCACCUGGUCCAGUCUUUUCCAAAGAUAACCGAAUGAUUGGAGUCAAGAAGACUAUGGUUUUCUACACCGGUAAAGCACCAACAGGAAGAAAAACAAAAUGGAAGAUGAACGAGUACAAAGCCGUUGACGAAACAGUCAACGUUUCCACAAUCCCUAAGCUGAGACAUGAAUUCAGUUUAUGUCGUGUCUACGUAACAUCAGGAAGCUCGAGAGCUUUUGAUAGACGUCCCGUGGGAGUUAUUCAGACAGAGAGAAUGCUUACAAGUGAUGUUGCAGUAGCUGAGACAUCAGUUCGUGUAGAAAACUCACCAGAAACUUCGAUUUCAGGUGGAGAACAUGUUGAUCUCUCUGUGAGUAGAGAGAUGGUUGAUGGUUUAACAGAAUUCUGGGGAUGGGAGCAGCUGAAUUGGCCUUGA
Messenger RNA from Microthlaspi erraticum, 705 nucleotides. The record is from the annotation of a GenBank genome assembly. NCBI's taxonomy places the organism in Eukaryota, Viridiplantae, Streptophyta, Magnoliopsida, Brassicales, Brassicaceae.